AUUCUACGAGGCAACAGGUGCUAUGGUGUAGCAUUAUAUCCAUUCCUAAGAGAUUUUCCUCUUGGCCUACCGUCCCCCAUCCUCCCACCAGGCUAUCAUCAUCUUCUAGCCCGAGAGAGAGAGCGCAUUUCGUGGUGGCGGUUAAAGCUUCUACGAGAUAGUAAGUCCUAUGGUGUAGCACUAAAGCCAUUCCGUAUAGAUUUGCCACUUGGGCCAUCGUCCCCCGUCUCUACCCCUGCACACUUCAGCCGACGACCCCCGAUGGGGGGGGGGGGGGAAAGGGUCAUUUCGCGGCGGCGGCGGCGGGUGCGAGCGCACCGCCAGCGUUGUAAUGGACCGCGCCCCUCCGCACCACUGCCGCCGCCGCCGCCGCCGCCGCACCGACCUUAUAUGAGGGCAAUCGGCGACGCAGCGCCAGUCGCGCAGGCGCAGGGGGCGGCGGAGGCGGAGGCGGCUGGCGCAGCAGCCUCCACUCUCGCACCGCCGCCGCGUGGACCACAGCAGCCUUGCCCGGCGGCGCCAGAAGCAGCGCCGACUGCGGGCCUCUUCUCUGCGGGCGGUGUUCCUCAGGUGUGUUUUAAUUUUCAUCUCAAUUUUCACUUGAAUAAUAGUGUUGACGAA
Molecule: messenger RNA, 621 nt
Organism: Gryllus bimaculatus (two-spotted cricket)
Lineage: Eukaryota; Metazoa; Arthropoda; Insecta; Orthoptera; Gryllidae
Source: the annotation of a GenBank genome assembly